AGUUUCCAUCCUCACUCUCUUUUCCCACUUUUUCUCUCUUUCUCUCUCUACGACUACGAAGCCCCAUUUUAUAGAGAGAAAGAAGAGAGAUUCUCAAUUCUAUUAACUUUUCAUUUUCAUUUAAUAACCGGAGAAUUUAUCGGUUCGUUCUCUCUCCUUUUGUUCUUAUUGACGCCGUCAGGUUUUUUUUUUUUUUUUUGGCUGAAUUCGUUGCAAUGGCUGCAACUGCGAUUGCCUCUACUGUAAGAUAUGCACCGGAGGACCCGAGUCUCCCCAAACCGUGGAAAGGCCUGGUUGAUGGUAUUACCGGGUAUCUUUAUUUUUGGAAUCCAGAGACAAAUGUAACCCAGUAUGAGAGGCCUACAAAAUUGGCUCCUCCACUGAAUUCUUCCCCAAUGCCCAGAAGCUGUUCUGUUCAAGCUCAACAAUCUUCUGAAGGACAGCGUCGUGGUUCUACUUCUGAAAAGGAAGAUGAUAGGGAUGGUCGAGGGACCAAUGGUGGAUCAAAGCUUGAUGUUGGCUCAGGGGGCAAUCAGAGUUUAAGAGGAGCACCUCUACAAUCACAUAAUGUCCUGAACGGAACAGCAAGUGUGGGAAAUGGAGGAUUGUCUAUGCAAGGUUCUGGCUCAUUGAUUGCAGCAGUCAAAUUUUUGCCUGGUCCUUAUCGCCAGCAACAUGAAAUAACUGUCACUGGUGAUGAUGUGCCCCCACCUUUUAUGUCUUUUGAAGUUACUGGUUUUCCUUCUGAGAUUCUUAGAGAGGUACACAAUGCUGGAUUCUCUGCACCAACUCCAAUUCAGGCACAAUCAUGGCCAAUUGCUUUGCAAAAUAGGGACAUAGUUGCCAUUGCAAAGACGGGAUCUGGAAAAACAUUGGGUUAUCUAGUUCCAGGUUUUAUUCAUCUGAAGCGUUGCCAUAAUAAUCCUCAGUUGGGUCCUACUGUUUUGGUAUUGUCACCAACAAGGGAGUUGGCAACUCAGAUACAAGAUGAAGCUGUGAAGUUUGGGAAGUCAUCGAGAAUAUCUUGCACAUGUUUGUAUGGAGGAGCACCCAAGGGUCCUCAGUUGAAAGAUAUAGGCAGAGGAGUAGAUAUUGUGGUUGCCACUCCUGGUCGCUUGAAUGAUAUUCUUGAGAUGCGGAGAAUCAGCCUCAAUCAAGUUUCUUACCUUGUGCUUGAUGAGGCUGAUCGUAUGUUAGAUAUGGGCUUUGAACCUCAGAUAAGAAAGAUUGUGAAGGAAGUGCCUGUCCGUCGCCAAACCCUCAUGUAUACUGCAACAUGGCCAAAGGAAGUUCGGAAAAUUGCUGCAGAUCUAUUGGUGAAUCCUGUGCAGGUCAAUAUUGGCAAUGUUGAUGAGCUUGCAGCCAACAAAGCCAUUACACAGUAUGUAGAAGUAUUGGCACCCAUGGAAAAAUACAGAAGAUUGGAGCACAUACUGCGUUCCCAAGAAUCAGGAUCGAGGAUAAUUAUAUUUUGUUCAACAAAAAAGAUGUGCAAUCAACUUGCCCGAAAUCUUACUAGUCAAUUUGGAGCUGCUGCUAUUCAUGGAGACAAAUCUCAGGGUGAGAGGGAUUAUGUGUUGAAUCAGUUUCGUACUGGGAGGUCUCCUGUGCUUGUAGCCACUGAUGUUGCUGCUCGAGGAUUGGACAUUAAAGACAUCAGGGUGGUUGUCAACUAUGACUUCCCCACCGGAGUUGAGGAUUAUGUUCACAGAAUUGGGAGGACUGGCAGGGCUGGUGCUACUGGACUGGCUUAUACAUUCUUUGGUGACCAGGAUGCAAAGUAUGCUUCGGAUCUUAUAAAAGUUUUAGAAGGAGCAAACCAGCGAGUACCUUCUGAACUUCAUGAAAUGGCUUCACGUGGUGGUGGGAUGGGCAGGCCUAGACGUUGGGGUGCUGGUCCUUCUGGUCGUGAUGGGAGUCGUGGCAGACGCAGUGACUCAGCUUUUGGGGGAAGGGAUAAUGGGAGGGGUAGUUGGUGUAUGUCUAGUUCCUCUUCUAGAGGUGGAGGCUGUGGAGGUGAUCAUGAGUCACGUGACAGGAAUCGCUACUAUGACGGGCAUGAUAGGGGUCGGAGUCCCAGUCGAAACUCCAACAGAGGGUCUGGCUACCAUGCAAGGAUGCAUCAAGGUCGGGGUGUACAACCAAACAACAGUGACAGACAAAGGGAUCGCAAGAGUCCAUUCCGUGAAAGAUCACCAAGGGGUGCAAUUGGUCAACCCCAUUAUGGGAAAGAAGAGAAAGGGAUGAUCCAACCAGUGUGAUCAUGGAAGGAGGUUAUGUUGGAUAGCCAAGAGGAAGGAUGGGUAGCAUGGUUACUAAAUCUGUACCGCAAAAUUUUUUUAUGUUAUAUUCUGAAGCUGUAGCCUUUCCUGGUUUUGGUCGGUUUGCAACCACAAUCAGGGCAUAUAAGGAGUAACAGGGGCUAUGAGUUAUAUUUGUUGAAGCAUAUAAUUAUAUACGCAAACAAAUAUAUUUUGCUAAUUUAUUUAUCCAAAUUGCUGUGGUAA
Molecule: messenger RNA, 2507 nt
Organism: Mangifera indica (mango)
Lineage: Eukaryota; Viridiplantae; Streptophyta; Magnoliopsida; Sapindales; Anacardiaceae
Product: DEAD-box ATP-dependent RNA helicase 46
Exons: 9
Coding region: 216-2261 (681 amino acids)
Cellular component (GO): cytoplasm; ribonucleoprotein complex; nucleus
Molecular function (GO): protein binding; RNA helicase activity; ATP binding
Source: RefSeq, a predicted model, not a curated record